Euleptes europaea (tarantolino) is the source of this 1310-nucleotide messenger RNA. RefSeq names its product secernin 3 (gene SCRN3). The record is from RefSeq and is a predicted model, not a curated record. The transcript is spliced from 7 exons. Gene Ontology annotation, biological process: proteolysis. Gene Ontology annotation, molecular function: cysteine-type exopeptidase activity; dipeptidase activity. Bases 7 to 1266 code for a protein of 419 amino acids. NCBI's taxonomy places the organism in Eukaryota, Metazoa, Chordata, Lepidosauria, Squamata, Sphaerodactylidae.
UCCAGGAUGAUGGAACCUUCCUCCUGUGAUACUUUUGUGGCUCUGCCCCCAGCCACACUUGGCAACAGGAUCAUCUUUGGAAAAAACUCGGACCGGCCCUCUGAUGAAGUCCAGGAGAUCGUGUAUUUCCCUGCUUCCCAUCAUGAGCCAGGAGAAAAGGUCGAGUGCACCUAUAUAGAACUAGAACAAGUGCCAGAAACAUACGCAGUUGUCCUGAGUCGCCCAUCAUGGCUAUGGGGUGCUGAGAUGGGAGCCAAUGAGCAUGGGGUUUGCAUUGGAAACGAAGCAGUGUGGGGGAGAGAAGAAAUCGGUGAUGAUGAAGCGCUCCUGGGCAUGGAUCUCGUCAGACUUGGACUUGAAAGAGCUGACACUGCUGAGAAAGCUGUCGGCAUCAUGGUUGACUUGUUGGAAAAGUACGGCCAAGGUGGGAACUGUAUGGAGAGCCACAUGGCGUUUACCUACCAUAAUAGUUUCCUGAUCGCCGACAGAAAGGAAGCCUGGGUGCUGGAAACCUCUGAAAAGCACUGGGCAGCAGAGCAUGUGAAAGAGGGAGUGCGGAACAUUUCCAAUCAGCUGUCCAUAACCAAGGUUGAUCGUGGCCAUCCAGAAAUAAAGGAUUAUGCUAGGAGCAGAGGAUGGUGGGAUGGCGAGAAAGAGUUCGAUUUUGCCGCCACGUAUUCCUACGUCAAUACUGCCAGAAUGACUGCAACGAGAGGCAGAUACUGCGAAGGCUAUAAGCUGCUGAAGAAACACGAAGGCAGGAUAAGUGCCGAAACAAUGAUGAGUAUUCUUCGGGACAAGGAGAGUGGUAUUAACAUGGAAGGAGGCUUUAUGACCACUGGAAGCAUGGUUUCUGUACUCCCGCAGGAUCUCAGCCUCCCUUGCAUUCAUUUCUUUACUGGAACCCCGGACCCUGACAGAUCGGUCUUUAAACCUUUCAUAUUCGUGCCAAAUAUUACUCAGCUGCUAAGAACCAGUUCCCCAGUGUUUGGUCCUGAGGAUCCAGUUAAAAAGAAGCCGCGUUUUCAGUCUAAGCCAGACAGAAGGCACGAACUCUACAAAAAACACGAAAGCGUGGCUGUCCUGAUGGAAACUUCCAAGGAAAAGGGCAACGAAGUGCUGAAGCAGAUUCGAAAUUUAGAGAAGGAGAAGAUUAAUGAAAUGGAGCAUAUUUUGCAGAGCGGAUGCUUCGACGUUGACCAAGCAGUUCACCUUUUCUCAAAGUGCGUAGAAGAAGAAAUCCAUGAAUAUAUGCCUAAGGAUUAAAGAUCUGCCCUUGUAGAAUUUGGUACUGUUUGCACUUAAUCUGU